Molecule: messenger RNA, 1980 nt
Organism: Dissoconium aciculare CBS 342.82
Lineage: Eukaryota; Fungi; Ascomycota; Dothideomycetes; Mycosphaerellales; Dissoconiaceae
Exons: 1
Coding region: 1-1980 (659 amino acids)
Source: RefSeq, a predicted model, not a curated record
AUGCGUGAGCAUCAAUAUGGCUCUCGCGGACGUGGUACCACUGUAACAGACGACAACGCAGACGUGAUGGAACUACAGGCUAGAAUUGCAGCCCUGGAAGCCGAAAAGGAGCGCUUGCGUUUGUCAGAGCGAGCAGCGCAUGAGCUGGCACUGGCAAAACAGGGCGAGAUACAAAUAGUGCGAUCCAAGCUCGACAUAUCAAAUAGGACGUAUGAGGCCAAGCUUGCUGCUAUGGUCAAGCAGCAUCACGACGAGACAACGCGGCAGAAACUAGAUUUGGAGGCCAGUAAAAGAGAGAGGGAGUUGUUGGAGACAGACAAUCGUUUCAUACACCAUGACCUCGUCCAAGAGGCAGAGCGCGCGAAGCGUCUGAACGGCCUUGGAAAACUUCGGACCAAUGCUGCAAGCCGAGGAACCGCUGUAGGCAAAAGCAGGAAGGCAGGGAAUGGUAUGGGCGAUGGGUUCGAUGAAGCAGAGGUACACUCGAUAAGCCCGAGCCGAAGCAGAGAUCGAAGUCAAGAUCAAACACCAAAGGUUGGUGGAAAGCGAAAAAGAAUGGCCCCGGAUAGUCCUAUCCCUCUGGCAUUCUCACAAGCUCGUCAGCCUGUGGUCAAGGAAGAUUCUGUCCAGACCGUAGUCUCGUUGGAUUCUGUCCUAACACCUCCAACAGCUACGGCAAGAGCCGACGAAAAGUUUGUUUAUUACCAAAUGAUCAUGAAUCACCGGCCCUUUGAGGGGCAUUGCCGUACAUUCGAAGCUUUCGCGAAGAUGAUUUUUCCCUCAACACCUGACCGGAGCCUUGCAUCCCUGUUUGGAGAUCAGCUCGGAGUGGAUGCAUCGCCGGACAUCGAAGCAUUUGCUCAGGCGAUCGCCUCGAUCAUGCUUGACUUCUGGACCAGCUGUUUGAAAGAAAAGCACUUUGCUCCAUUCUACUUGAUUCUGAACCUGCUCAAGUUUGUGCUCAAAGGACAACGUGCUGCGAUUACCGCCAACCUGAUAGAGCAGGCAUUGCCUCUAUGUGUCAAAUCAAUCGAUCUGAUCGCUGUGGAGAAUGCGCGAAACUCGCUUUACGGCAUGUCAUCGAAGAGCGCCAUCAACACCGAUGCUCGAGCUCAACUUGUGGAAGAGCUUGUAAUUGAUGAGGUGGUUGACUUUCUGCACGACCUAUGCCAGGCUGCUUCACUCUUUCCUGAACGACUUCGUGACUUCUGGACUCAUUUGGAAGUUAGUUUUCUGCUGGUUCUGCUCAAUCCCGCUCAGCCGAUAUUCCAGGUCACGACAAUGCUUCGCAUGUUGGGUUCUAGCGCACUCGAUACAACGUUUGGCGCGAUCGUCAAUGACCCUGACAAGCAGCGCUCCAUAGAGAAUGGGCUGGUCGCUCAUCUGACGAGCCUUCUCUUUGACACGUUCACACCGCCAGCAGACGAGCAGCCAUACACCAUUGAGGAGAUCACCGAGCUGCGAUUGGAGAUCUUAAAGCUCUUCAUGAUCAUGUGCGAAGAAGACCACGGAGGACGUCUGCUUGCCCAGCACCGCAGCGCCAUCGGCCGGCUGGUGCGCUUUCUUGACGGCCAGGUCAGCAAGCUGUAUACGGUCACGCCGGGCAUCGGUCUCGAGAUCGACGCACCACAACGCCAGGCACACAACUUGAUUGUAGAAACGGUCAACAUCACUACGAGACUGUUAUAUCAUCUAUUGCGCACAUAUGACGGCACCAUUGACAUUGUGCAGAAGCUGCGCGCUGUGUUGGGAGGCUAUCACAAAUUUCUGGGCAGCUUGUCACGGGUGGCAUUCAGCACUCAGCUAGUCUUCGAGGAGGGCAUCGACGAUGCUGCCGCAGAUGCUGCUCAUGCCAUUCUCGACCGUGUAUUAGGCCCUGACGAUGGCGAGGCUGUAAUGCAAGCUGUAGAGACGCCGCGAAGCGGCAGUACGAGCGUGCUCAGGAGGGCACACGAGCGCGACGGCAGCGAGAUUGUUUGA